ACGACGCUUAUCCCAGAAUGCAUUGCAAUACAAACUGCACGCGCGAACUAUGUGCUCCGUAGUUAGGUAAAUGUUGUAAUCUACGCAGUUUAAACCUUCCUGUCGCAUAAAGUGAAGCUAAAGAGACCAGUAAUGACCACAAGCAACAACUGCUCAGUUCUUAAAGAUGUCGUUGCCUAUGUUGAUGUGUGGUCAUCAGACAAAACAGCAAACUAUUCUAAACCAUUCGUUCAGCAGCUGCUGGAAAUGGGAGCUCAGGUAUCAAAAGCAUUCAAUAAACAAGUCACACAUGUAGUCUUCAACAACGGUCACCCAGCUACAUGGAGGAAAGCCAAGAAAAGGGAUGUAAGGCUUGUCUCUGUUCUCUGGGUAGGCAGAUGUCACGAUGAUGGUGUGCGUGUGGAUGAGGAGUUGUUUCCAGCCUUUAAUGAUGACAGCAAUCCUGUGUUGAAGAACAAGAGACAUCGUUGCAUGCAGCCAAAAGAUUCUCCAGAGAGGACACCUGAAAACGACAGACGCAUGAGGAAAAAAUUAGACAAGAUGAUGAAAGACCUCGCUCCAAAACAACCUCUCGUUACGGAUGUGUCGCCCAUCAUUAUUGAUGAGGAGAAUGGAAUAGUCUACAGCCCUGCUUUGAAAAGAUCCGCUUAUAUGGCACAACGUUUGAAAGACAUGAAAGAGAAACGGGAAAACCUCUCACCCACAGCUUCACAAAUGGUUGAAUCCUGCUCACCCACUGGCCUGAAGCCUUCUCUUGGGAGCACACCAAGCGUCUUCAAACUAAUGUAUGACCAGUCGGAUGAUGAUUCCAGUGUUUCUGUCGCCGAACCUGCUUACUCACCUGACAAGGAAGAAGGGAGAACACAUAUUGAUGUCACUGACCAUGACGAACAACGCCACAGGAAAGAUUCCAAAAGGCCACGGCUCUCACUCUGCCACGAUGUGCCAAAAUGUAUUUCAAGUCCUGCGAGUCUUGUGAAAUGUCUUGACUUCAAGGACGAAGAAGAAGGGACUGGACAAAAGAAGUCAAGAAAGACCUCAGUCAGAAAAAAAAAGGCAGAGAAACACAAAUCCGUAGGUUUAUCAGAAAGUCUCUGCGAGGAUAGGAGAUCUGAUAAGGGCAAGGACUUUCAUAAAGAAAGAAGGCGUUCACAGAUAAAAUCAUCAAGUCCAUCACCUAACAAAACUGAAAAGGGAAAGGGAAAAAUUAAAGCAGCUAAAUCCUUUUCAGAGACUAAGACCCAUUUUUGUUCUGACGCUGCGAACUCUUCUAGCUGCCUCUCGUCACCAGCCAAAUUAGGUGACGCUGCAGUUGAACUGACAAAAAAAACUGUUAAAUCAUUACAGAAAAUACCCAAACGAGCCAGACCGUCACGUUCUAGCUCGGUACAAUCUCUCACUGUAUCCAGAGACCCUAAAAAUGUUGCCUCAUGUUCCACUGAUGGAGACGAUAAUGUGUUUGAGGACUAUUUCUCCCCAGCUAACCACCUCCCUAGAUCAAAAAGACCUCCUUUGCCUAAUCUACCUUUUGAGAGAGACAUUCAGAUUCCUUUUGUGUUGGACUCUGUCCCGAAGAAGAGAAAACUAAGAAGAAGUGAAAGCAUUGGAUCUGAAACUAACAGUAAAAAGAAGAAGAUACUGGAAAAAAAUCAGCAGUCUGAUGCAAGCAAUGAGCCUCAAAGUCAUCCACAACAGGAUGUUAAAGAAUCUCUGCCUGCAUUGGAGAGUCCAAGUGCCGAUGUAACACUCGCGGUAAAAAGGCGAAGACAAAGCACGUUGCCAUUUACAAGCACCAGCUCAACUACAAGUGAGGCAGUGAGACAGAGAAGAGCAUCUACAUCAGUACAACCAACAAUGUCAACAGAGGCUAACACAAUAUCGGAGCUGCAGCAAAACUCUGUCAAUGUUUCUCAUACCUUGGAAAGUAGAGGAAAUGCACGUACAGUUGCAGCUGGUUUAACAGAGAUCCCCUCUGAAGACGAAGAAGAAAAUCACAAUAAGCAAGCCAGCUUGAGUCUUCAGAACACGGUUAACAAAACAAAGGCUAUGAGAACGUUGGUCAUGACGAGCUUGCCCACUGAGAAGCAGCACACAUUGGUUCAGGUGGUGACGACACUGGGUGGUUUUUCAAUCGUUGACCGGGUUUGUGAGAGCACAACUCACGUAGUGUCUGGGAGUCACCGGCGGACUCUCAAUAUUCUGUUGGGCAUAGCUCGUGGCUGCUGGAUCCUAUCUUUUGAAUGGAUCCUGUGGUGUUUGGAGCAAAGGCAGUGGAUUCCAGAGGAACCAUAUGAACUUUCAGACCAAUUUCGUGCAGCACAGAUCUGUCGUCUCCAGAGGCACCUGUCUGCCGGGGAGCAUCAGCAGGACCUGUUCCAAGGCCAGCCAGCCAUGUUUGUGUCCCAGCACUCCCAGCCACCCACUCAGAGUCUGCUGGAGCUGAUCCAGCUCUGUGGAGGAACAGUCUGCAAAACCGUGCGGCAGGCGGGUAUCUGCAUCGGGAAGUACGGUGGCAGGAGACCAGAGGGAUGCAGGAUCCUGUCUGAGCAGUGGGUGCUGGAUAGUAUCACACAUUUGGAGCGGCUGUCAUAUGAUAACUACGACUUGGAGUGAAAGUGAAAACUAAACUAUGAACUAAACUAUGGACAGUGCCUGGUCACAUACCCUCGGUUUCUACCUUGCUCUUGGGCAGGUUUAUCAUCUUGCAUGUGUUCAGGGGCAUUAUGUAAAUCCUCAAUCCUUCAAAGAACUUUAGUCCCCAGUUACCAUGGAAACAUGUUACUUCUGAGGACUACCAACCCCGGUCAACAACAACGACCCGAGUUACUGUGAAACAUGGGAAAUUGCUUUGACAGUGCAUAUUGAUCCUUUAUUUUCUUUUUCAGUACUAACCACUACUGUGUAACGGUGUGUUUUUCUUUUAACAACAAGACAGAUUUGAGAUUGUUUUUCAUUUAUAACAAUGUGAUUUUAAAAAUACUGAGCCAGUUUAACACUCUAAUGGAGAUGACAUACUCUAUCCUUAUAGAAAUGUUUUGUGAUGUCAGUGUUAAUAAAUACUUAAGUUUUGAUCAUCAA
Molecule: messenger RNA, 3078 nt
Organism: Sebastes umbrosus (honeycomb rockfish)
Lineage: Eukaryota; Metazoa; Chordata; Actinopteri; Perciformes; Sebastidae
Gene: mcph1
Product: microcephalin 1
Exons: 15
Coding region: 133-2613 (826 amino acids)
Biological process (GO): mitotic cell cycle
Source: RefSeq, a predicted model, not a curated record